GCGGCUCAGGCACAGUGCUGCCCCUGUCCCUGCUCAAGACGGCGCAGAACCACCCCAUGCUGGUGGAGCUGAAGAACGGGGAGAUGUACAACGGGCACCUGGUGAGCUGCGACAACUGGAUGAACAUCAACCUGCGGGAGGUCAUCUGCACCUCCCGGGAUGGAGACAAGUUCUGGAGAAUGCCAGAGUGCUACAUUCGUGGCAGCACG
Molecule: messenger RNA, 209 nt
Organism: Pygoscelis adeliae (Adelie penguin)
Lineage: Eukaryota; Metazoa; Chordata; Aves; Sphenisciformes; Spheniscidae
Gene: LSM4
Product: LSM4 homolog, U6 small nuclear RNA associated (S. cerevisiae)
Exons: 1
Biological process (GO): spliceosomal snRNP assembly; mRNA splicing, via spliceosome; nuclear-transcribed mRNA catabolic process
Cellular component (GO): spliceosomal tri-snRNP complex; U6 snRNP; P-body
Molecular function (GO): U6 snRNA binding
Source: RefSeq, a predicted model, not a curated record